AACGGGCAGAGACGAAGUUUGUGGAUGGCUCUUCAGCGUAGUUCUGUUGAUGAUCGGUGGUAACCGCCAAGGAAGGACAAGGAAGAGGAGGCGAACGCAGCGCGUGACUAAAAAGUGCGCGUGAACAAGAAGAUCCAACACAAGCGGAGUCACGUCGCCUUACCAACACAAUGGCGCAGCCCCCGGAAAAAGACGCCAAGCCGCACCCAAGUGACAUAAAAGCCGCGAUCGGGGAAUAUGAACUUACGACUUCCCAGGGGGCGCACUCUGCUGCUACUGCCGAAUCGGCGACGGCUGCCGGCGGUGCAGCGCCCCACCUGUCACCCCCGACAACGCUGGUGCCCCCAUCGGCGAAGAGCCCGACGAACGACAUGGUGGCGACGCCGGUGGAGCACAACCUGUCGAAGGAGGCACUGUGCGGUUCGAGGGCAGCCAAGGACAGCAACGACGCUUCCAUGACGGCCUCUGCACUACAGCGCGUGCUGAGCCCCCCGGGACCUGCAUCUCCGCCGCCGGCGCCGCCGCAAAAGAAACUUGAGGUGAUCAUCCUGGGCAGCAAGCCGAAAAAGUCGACGUCAUCGCAGAACCGCCCAGGAGUCCUUUCGCCCAGUUUCUUUGACGAGGAUGACGACCUGGCGUCGACGACCAGUUCCGUCGUGGCGUUCCGGGAGCGGCUUCGCGCGGUGCGGCUCGAGGUGAUCCGGCACAAAGGCAUCAUCGCGGUCACCUCGGUGACGGCGUUCUGCUUCGCCACCUACUUCAUCCUGGUGGCCGUGCUCAUGAUCGUCAUGUACGCCGUAGCCGACCGGCCCGAGGACCGCGUCUCCGCGCGCAUGGGCUUCAAUCCCAUCAACAUCGCGGUCACGCUCAUGGCCAUGGGCGUCGGAUGCUCGGCGCUCGCACUCGCGCUCGCCUUCUCCAUCGAGGACAUUAACUGGGCCUAGGACCGCCGCCACGGGUCCGCAGAGGCGAGAAAUAAAGUGCAGCCGCGGGGUUCCAAGA
Dermacentor albipictus is the source of this 1002-nucleotide messenger RNA. RefSeq lists its product as uncharacterized. NCBI's taxonomy places the organism in Eukaryota, Metazoa, Arthropoda, Arachnida, Ixodida, Ixodidae. The record is from RefSeq and is a predicted model, not a curated record.